This is a messenger RNA of Homarus americanus (American lobster), 583 nucleotides long. It is a transcript of the gene RpII18, whose product is annotated as DNA-directed RNA polymerases I, II, and III subunit RPABC2-like. The record is from RefSeq and is a predicted model, not a curated record. The transcript is spliced from 4 exons. Gene Ontology annotation, molecular function: DNA-directed RNA polymerase activity; DNA binding. Gene Ontology annotation, cellular component: nucleus; RNA polymerase II, core complex; RNA polymerase III complex. Bases 113 to 505 code for a protein of 130 amino acids. Lineage: Eukaryota; Metazoa; Arthropoda; Malacostraca; Decapoda; Nephropidae. Gene Ontology annotation, biological process: DNA-templated transcription.
UAUGAAACAUUUGAGUGAUUAUUUGUUGUUUGAGAAUAGAAUGGAUAGAAAGCAGCCAUUACCAAACAUUGCGUCGUGAUGGUCGUCGUGUGGUGAACUGAUCAAGUGAACCAUGGCUGACGAGGAGUUUGACGGGGAUGAUGCUGGCGAUGACUUUGAAGAAGUCGAAGAGGAUGAAAAUCUUGAUGACUUACAAGAGGGAGAGGAAGAUGAAAAUCAGACGGAAUUGUUACUUUUAGGGGAGGGUCAACCAGUGCCUGUACAGAAGCGGAUCACAACACCUUAUAUGACAAAAUAUGAAAGAGCUCGAGUGUUAGGUACAAGAGCGCUGCAGAUUGCAAUGUGUGCACCAGUCAUGGUUGAAAUAGAUGCAGAAUCUGACCCACUGCAGAUAGCUGCAAAAGAAUUGAGAGAACGAAAAAUUCCCAUCAUCAUCCGACGAUAUUUGCCAGAUGGAUCUUUUGAAGACUGGGGUAUAGACGAACUUAUCAUCAGUGAUUUCUGAAUCCAUCAUACCAGUUGCUGGUUAGACAUGAAAUUUGUUCAACAGCUAUUUAUUAAAUAUUUUGGUUGUCUUGAUAGA